Neltuma alba is the source of this 1785-nucleotide messenger RNA. Its product is annotated as probable polygalacturonase. The record is from RefSeq and is a predicted model, not a curated record. The transcript has 6 exons. Gene Ontology annotation, biological process: carbohydrate metabolic process. Gene Ontology annotation, molecular function: polygalacturonase activity. Lineage: Eukaryota; Viridiplantae; Streptophyta; Magnoliopsida; Fabales; Fabaceae. The coding region runs from base 120 to 1487 and encodes 455 amino acids.
UCUUCUUUGGUGGCUGCUUCUUCUACCUCUCUCUCUCUCUCUCGUCUCUUCUCUGCUGGCCUUAGCGCCCGUUUUGUCCUCGUUAUUCGCCACCAUUGUCAGAGACUUUGACCGGCAACAUGAUAGUGGCGUUGCUCUUGCUGCUGGCAUUGAGCGAUGCCGUCAGAAUCAAUGGCGACGAUGGUGGGGAUGGGCAAUGUGAUUUUAAGCCAAAACUAGACCCAAGGCCACACAGUGUCUCCAUUUCAGAGUUUGGUGCGGUUGGAGAUGGAAAAACGCUCAACACAAUAGCGUUUCAGAAUGCAGUUUUCUACCUCAAGUCAUUCGCUGACAAGGGUGGCGCUCAGUUAUACGUUCCACCUGGGAAAUGGCUCACUGCUAGCUUCAAUCUUACAAGCCAUCUUACUCUCUUUCUGGAGAAAGGUGCUGUCCUUAUUGCAUCUCAGGAUCCACAUCACUGGGAAGUUGUUGAACCCUUACCUUCUUAUGGGCGAGGGAUUGAAGUUCCUGGAGGAAGGUAUCAGAGCUUGAUCAAUGGGCACGAGUUACAUGAUGUGGUCAUAACAGGUAAUAAUGGAACCAUUGAUGGCAUGGGAUUGGUUUGGUGGGAGUGGUUCAGCUCUCGUUCCUUGAACUACAGUCGCCCUCAUCUGGUUGAACUUGUAGCAUCUGAUUCUGUGGUAGUUUCAAAUCUUACAUUCUUGAAUGCCCCUGCAUAUGGCAUCCACCCUGUUUAUUGCAGCAACGUAAAUAUUCAAAAUAUCUCAAUCUCUGCCCCUUCAGAAUCCCCUUAUACUGUUGGCAUAGUACCAGAUUCUUCAGAUAAUGUUUGCAUUGAGGAUUGUACCAUUACCGUGGGUUAUGAUGCAAUUGCCCUCAAAAGUGGGUGGGAUGAGUAUGGCAUUGCUUAUGGCAGGCCCACAAAGAAUGUGCACAUCAGAAAGUUGCAUCUCAGAGCAUCUUCUGGCUCCACUCUUGCGUUUGGCAGUGACAUGUCUGGUGGUAUAUCCAAUGUUCUUGUGGAAUAUAUUCAUAUUCACAACUCCAGUGGUGGAAUUGAGUUUAGAACCACCCGAGGCCGAGGCGGUUACAUUAAAGAAAUUGUCGUUUCAGAUGUAGAAAUGGAGAAUGUCAAUACAGCUUUUGCUGCCACAGGUUAUUGUGGGUCUCACCCAGACGACAAGUUUGACCCUGAUGCUCUUCCAUUGUUAAAUCACAUUACCUUGCAGAAUGUGAUUGGUAGAAACGUCACCAUUGCUGGAAGCUUCUAUGGGAUUCUAGAAUCACCUUUCCGUAACAUAUGUCUUUCCAACAUAACCUUUUCCACAAACCCUGUUUCUUCCAGUUCAUGGGAUUGCUCAAAUGUCUCUGGCUUUUCUCACUCUGUGCUACCAGAGCCCUGCCCUGAUCUUCUGAACCCAUCAAAUUCCUCCUCUUCAUCCUGCUUUUCCCUGCUGAGGAUCAAUGGGCAAACAGCAGUUCUCUGAUUUUUUUUUUUUUUCAGCCAAGCUUAUAAUUUAAUUUUUGCUCCAUAACUUCUUCAAGAAGUUUUACUUCUAUCCCUUGAUUUUUCAUGAGAUCCCAUCUUAUCUUGAAGAGACCUAACUAUGUGAGGAUCAGUAAUGGAAUUAUCUAAUCCUCACAAAAUUAGGUACGAUGAAAAGAUUGGAACCUUCAAAAUCAAGGGAUAAAAUGAAAUUUCUUGUCAAGUUAAUGGACUGAAAAACCUACUUUUCUCAUCAAAAGAUUCAUAUACUCAAGCAGUCUUGCUUGAGCUUGCUGGGG